Messenger RNA from Periophthalmus magnuspinnatus, 2298 nucleotides. RefSeq lists its product as uncharacterized. Gene Ontology annotation, biological process: lipid transport; lipoprotein metabolic process. Lineage: Eukaryota; Metazoa; Chordata; Actinopteri; Gobiiformes; Gobiidae. The transcript is spliced from 4 exons. The record is from RefSeq and is a predicted model, not a curated record. Gene Ontology annotation, cellular component: extracellular region; membrane. The coding region runs from base 67 to 1698 and encodes 543 amino acids. Gene Ontology annotation, molecular function: lipid binding.
AUCUUGCCCACAGGAGUGAUCAAAGGAUCAGGGAGAACUCAGAGCACAGCUGCAACAGACGACAACAUGACUGCCACAAGGAUUGAACUGGAGAAGGCAUUGGGUGACUACGCCUCACUCACUUUCAGCUCAAUAAAUACUAUCAAAAGCUUUGUCAACACAAGCUCUGAGUGGAUAAGGGAGAGAGAGGAAGAAGAAUGCGUUUUGGGCAACAUCCCAGAGAAGGCUAGUGAUAUCCGCAACAGAUUUAACCAGGUCAAAAAGUCAAAAACCAAAGGCACAGCUUUUUUGGCUUUCUGGAAGUAUGUAGGAGACGGUAUUGUACCAGGAAGAGCAUCGAAUAAACAGGCUGAGGAGGAGAAGAAACUGCAGAUGGAGCUGGAGGCCCUGAUGCACAGAUCUCAGAAAGGUUUAAAUGAGAUGAUAAUUUUUUUGGAGGCAGUGGAGAAGUUAGCAGUGACUUCAGUUCAUGUGUUUGACCAGAGCCUGGGUGUACAGCUGUCUGAAGAAACUGAUCUGGAGUCAGCGAAGAAGAUCAUAUUUGUUGCUGGAAUUAUCGGCCCUCUGCUGCUGCUGUUCAAAAGGGACAAUAAGAGUUUCUUCAGAGCCAAAGUGCACAAUGUAGAAGUGAUGAAGAGUCAACUGAAUCAGUACAUCUUGACUAUCAAACAUAUUUGCGGGGCUUUUAAAAAAUGCUCUGUUGCAGAUCUCUGCCUGAACAAACCCACAUUUUUUCUGAAACCAGAAGUGUCUGAAGAUGAUGUUGAAAAGAUGCUCAUCAAUGUAAACACUCUCGACCAAAUCAGAAAGGACAAACACUUUCGGAUGGUGUACCUGUUCCAGGACGAACACAGAACCUUCAUAGAGACAUUUACAGAGAGGAGUGAGAGGAUGCUGCACGUCCUGGAUGAGCUGGAGCCCAGUGCAGAGAACUUAGACCGUGUGAACUUCGGAUCUCGGGUCUCCAAUGUGGUGGGCGGCUCUGUGGGGGUGGUGGGAGGAGGUUUGGCCAUCGCUGGUUUGGCUCUGAUCCCUGUCACUGCAGGAGUGUCCCUUGGCCUGGCUAUAGCUGGGGCUGCAACAGCAGGGGUCACUGGAGCCAACAGUUUCAUAACCAUGGUUACAGAGAAGGUUUAUAGCAGUAGACAGAAAAACAACGCCACUGAGACCUUUAAAAGGUUCAUGAAAGAUGUGGAUGACCUCCAGAACUGCCUGAAAAAUACCAUUAACAACCAUUUCAGCAGCAAAGAAAACAGUGACAUUGUCAAAGCUCUAAAGAUGACAAGCAAAGGAGUGACCAUGAUGAAAAGCAUUGAUGCAAUUAUAGAUAGUGUUGCUGCAGUUAAAGCGGCAACUUCAGGAAAGGCUUUAUGUCAGGCUGCGUCAGAUGUCCCAGAGCUGGGCCAGGCGGCCCUCAAAGGCCCUCUGGCCAUGUCCAAAGCUGCUCGAACCGGCUUCAUUGCUGUUAAUGCUCUGUUCAUUGGUGUGGAUGUGUUUGUCAUUGCCAGUGAAAGCAUGAGUCUGUCCCGGGGCAGUGAGACAGAGACCUCAAAGUGGAUCAGAGCCAGAGCUGCUCUGUGGAGGUCAGAGGUCCAGUCUUAUCAGAGGAUCUGUGAUUCUCUGGAGAAAGGGCAGAAGCUCUUGGAGAAGAAACAAGUCCUCCAGGUGCCCUUCUAUGUGAGUGAUGUGAUGGCCUAAACAGGCCAGAAGAACCCAAAUCAGAGAAUUCACAGCAUUUUAAAGGGGACAAACAUCUGCCAUGGCCUUUGUCCCAGCCAGAUGAAUAGUAAUAGUAGAAUAGUAGAAAAGUAAUACAAUAAUUUGAACUUUAUGGAUAUGCAUGUGUGGAGGAGUUCAAGUAUCUCGGGGUCUUGUUCAUGAGUGAGUUAUGUCACCACAUCCUCCAUGUGCUUUUCAAUAUUUUUGUAGUCAUACUCCAAUCAUCAUACCCCAACACUGGUUUCAUUUAUGUAAGGACAGGACAGGGAGGUGAAGCGCUCCUCUUUAUCUGCACAGAGGACCAGAGUUUAACAUGAUGUGUAGGUCAGAAUUCAAUGCUAGAAUCUGCAGCUAAAAUAAAUAUGUGCUGCUUUUUUUUUUUGUUUGCUUUGCUACUAUCAAAACCUGGGGAUAUGCAGUAGGUGGAGCACUAAGCCACAAGUUGCACAAAAUUGCAUUUACCCUACGCAACAACCACUGCUUUUUUUGUUUGUCAGUGUCUUCAGACAUUUCUUUGCAACUAAAAUCUAUAAAAUGUUUUCUCAUUUUUGGUCUACUAAAAUAAAUCAUAUUAUAUUU